AUGAGUUUACUAUUCAACAAUACUAAAAAACUUUUAUCAACCUCAUCAUUAUCACUGAAGAGUGGUGCAAUGAUGGCCUCUCUCAUGUCAGCAUCAUCAUCCUCUGUGUGUCAUCAUCAAAUGGUUAAGAAAAAUAUGAUUCGGAAGUCAUCUUUAAUUCUUCCUUCAACCAAUAAUAGACAUUUUAGUACAUCAUCUAGAGUUUUAACAAUUUCAAAGCAUGCUGAAAGUCUUCAUACUGAAGGAAAAUCACCAAUGGAAGUUUAUAAAGAUUUGGUAAAACAAGGAUCAGUCAAUGAGGAUGUCAGACAAAUUGAAUUGUUAAAAGUGUUAACAAAUCUCUAUGAAAAAUUGAAGAAUUAUAAUAUUAAUGAUGCAAGAGCAGUUAUUAAAAAUCAUUUGGGAACAACUUCAGCAACUGGUACUGCAAAAACUGGUUCUUUUGAUCCAAAAGCUAUUUCCAGGCAAAUUAAACCUCAUCCAACUGGUUUACCAAAAUCUCUCUAUAUUUAUGGAGAUGUUGGUUGUGGUAAAACAUUCUUGAUGGACAUGUUUUUCAAGUGUGUUCCAUUGCAAAAAAAGUUGAGAAUUCACUUUAACAGUUUCAUGAUUGAUUUUCACACUAAAAUGCAUCAAAUGAAUAGAAUUAAUAAGGAUGGAGGUGCAAAUAUGGAAAAAUUAAUGGAUGAAAUUGCUGAUAAUUAUAAUUUAUUAUGUUUUGAUGAAUUCCAAGUUACUGACAUUGGUGAUGCCAUGAUUUUAAAGAGACUUUUUGAAGGAUUAUUAAAUAGAGGAGUUGUAGUUGUCAAGACAUCUAACAGAAUUCCAGAUCACUUGUAUGAAAAUGGUAUUAACAGAGAAGCAUUUUUACCAUUUAUUGAUGUCAUUAAAAUUAAAUACGAUGUAUUUGAUAUGGAAGCAGUUUGUGAUUAUAGAUUAUCAAGUGGUACUAAGCAAACUAAUGUAUAUUUCACACCACUUAAUAAGGAAUCAGAACAACAAUUAGAAAGUUUAUUCCAAAAAUUAACUCAUCCAUAUGAUGCUGAACCAAAACCAAUUAUGGUUAUGAAUCGUCUGUUGAUGGUUCCAAGAGCUGCUAGAGGUGUUGCUUUCUGUACAUUUGACUUUUUGUGUAAACAACCAAAGAGUGCUGUGGAUUAUAUUGGUAUUUGUAGAGAAUUCCACACUCUUAUCAUUUCAGGUAUUCCAACAUUUAAUAAGGACAAUAGAGAUCACAUGAGAAGAUUUAUUACUCUUAUUGAUGAACUUUAUCAACAUCGUGUUAAGGUAAUUUGUUCAGCAGCUAGACCAGUUGAGGAGCUUUGUCAAUUCGAUAAUCAAGGAGAAGUUAAUUUAAACGUUGAACCUGCCUAUAAUUUCAAUAAGAGUCAAACUGAGAAUUUUGAUGAAGUUUUUGCCUUUACAAGAACAAUUUCAAGAUUAAUGGAAAUGAGAAACAAGGAAUAUUUGACUAGUCAUCACGUUUCCAUUGUUUCCGAUAGUUCCAAAGUACAUGAACAUGUUUAAUUCAACUAAUUCUUAAUCUAAUUCUCAAUUUUCUUCAUUCUAAUAAAAAUUGUAAGAGAAAUUCAAUUUAUUU
Naegleria gruberi is the source of this 1600-nucleotide messenger RNA. RefSeq names its product AFG1 ATPase family protein. Bases 1 to 1527 code for a protein of 508 amino acids. The record is from RefSeq and is a predicted model, not a curated record. The transcript is spliced from 3 exons. Gene Ontology annotation, cellular component: cytoplasm; mitochondrion. NCBI's taxonomy places the organism in Eukaryota, Heterolobosea, Eutetramitea, Acrasida, Naegleriidae. Gene Ontology annotation, molecular function: ATP binding; ATP hydrolysis activity.